Messenger RNA from Guillardia theta CCMP2712, 1446 nucleotides. RefSeq lists its product as hypothetical. The annotation marks the transcript as partial. Gene Ontology annotation, molecular function: ATP-dependent chromatin remodeler activity; ATP binding; DNA translocase activity. The transcript is spliced from 2 exons. NCBI's taxonomy places the organism in Eukaryota, Cryptophyceae, Pyrenomonadales, Geminigeraceae. The record is from RefSeq and is a predicted model, not a curated record.
GGGUCCGAGCCCUUCUCGCUCAGCAAGCAGUCGUACGAGAGGCUGCUGCCUUACCAGCGCGAGGGCGUCGCAUGGCUGUGGGAGCUGCACCAGAGAGGAGCAGGAGGGAUCCUAGGGGACGAGAUGGGGCUGGGGAAGACCUGUCAGACCAUCACCUUCCUAGGAGGCUGCUUUGAAGGGCAGCAGGUCUCUCACGUUCUGAUCGUCUGCCCUGUCUCUGUGCUGUCCGUGUGGGAGGGAGAGUUCCGCAAGUUCUGCAAGGACGUGAGUCCCCUCCUCUUCCACGGCGCCAACACGAGGGAGAGGGACGACAAUCUCAAGUCCGUGUACAAGAGAGGGGGCGUCCUUCUCACCUCCUACGGCCUGGCCUCCUCGCAAGCGGAGAAGCUGGCGAGGGUGAAUUGGGACUACGUGGUUUGCGACGAGGGGCACAAGCUGAAAAAUCCGUCGAUCCAGACUUCGAAGAAGCUCAGGACAAUCCCAGCUGACCAUCGCCUGCUCCUCACUGGGACCCCCGUCCAGAACAACCUCGACGAGCUUUGGGCCCUGCUGGACUUUGCGGUCCCUGGCCUCCUCCCCCCCCAGCAGGAGUUCAAGGCUCACUAUUCCCGUCCUAUCGCAGACGGACAUGACAAGUCUGCGGCAGCAUCCGAGAAGCAGCUGGGGGAGAGGAGGGCGAGGGAGUUGCGGGACAUCUUCAUGCCGUAUCAGCUGGCGAGGACCAAGGCCGACGUCUUCAACAAAGACAAGAAGGUGGGAGGGGAAGAGGAGAGGCCUGAGGAGCAGGGAGGAGCUCGGAUCCAGGUCGGGCUGGAGGUGUCAAAGAAGGAGUGGAUCGUGUGGCUCGAGCCCACGUCCUUCCAGAAGCAUGUCUACCGCCAGUUCCUCGAUUCCGACGUGGUCCAUGCAGCCCUCAGCAGCUCGCGCUCUCCCCUGGCAGCUCUGACGGUCCUCAAGAAGAUUUGCGAUCAUCCUUACCUCCUGCAGAAGGCUACCGAAGUGAGCUCCCUUGAGGCCCUGCGGGAGGCAGACGAGGAGCAGGAGGCUGAGACUCUGGAGGAGGAUACAUUCUCUGAGCUGAUCGGGGCUGCUGUAGCCUCCAGCAAGAUGCUGUUUGUGCUCCACCUGCUGCAGGAGCUCGAGAGGGGAGGGCACAAGACGCUGGUCUUCAGCCAGUCGUCGAGGAUGCUCCGGCUGCUGCGGUCCUGCACGGACACGCUCAAGAUCAGCUCGCUCUUUCUCGACGGGCAGGUGAACAAGCUGGCGGACAGGGAGAGGAUCGUCAAGAAGUUCAACAGCAAGGAGUCUGUCAAGGUCCUCUUCCUCACGACUGGGGUAGGAGGGGUGGGCCUGACCCUGACGGGAGCGGACCGGGUCAUCAUCUACGAUCCCUCCUGGAAUCCUGCGACUGACGCGCAGGCGGUCGAUCGCGCCUACAGAGUCGGG